Molecule: messenger RNA, 2388 nt
Organism: Lachancea thermotolerans CBS 6340
Lineage: Eukaryota; Fungi; Ascomycota; Saccharomycetes; Saccharomycetales; Saccharomycetaceae
Gene: CYC8
Product: transcription regulator CYC8
Exons: 1
Coding region: 1-2388 (795 amino acids)
Biological process (GO): regulation of gene expression
Molecular function (GO): protein binding; chromatin DNA binding; RNA polymerase II cis-regulatory region sequence-specific DNA binding
Source: RefSeq, a predicted model, not a curated record
AUGAACACUCUUCCCUCUCAAGGAGCGCUGGCUACGAGCGCGGUGGGACAGCUAUCGCCGCGUGUACAACAAGUGUCCCCUGCGCAGCUGGUUGCCAACAUUGCGGUGCAGCAACAACAACAGCCCGUGGUACAAGUGCAGGCGCAAGCACAGGCCCCCGCAGACCCUCUAACGCAGUCCACCGCGGAGACGUGGCUUUCGAUCGCGUCGCUGGCCGAGACGCUUGGCGACGCGGACCGUGCCGCCAUGGCCUACGACGCGACCUUGCAGUACAACCCAUCUUCCACAAAGGCGCUGACUUCACUUGCGCAUCUCUACCGGUCGCGCGAUAUGUUCCAGCGUGCUGCAGAACUCUAUCAGCGCGCGUUGUCGAUAAACCCCGAGCUGGGUGACAUCUGGGCGACCUUGGGCCACUGUUAUUUGAUGCUGGACGACUUACAGCGCGCUUACGCAGCGUAUCAGCAAGCACUCUACCACCUAAGCAAUCCUAAUGUGCCGAAGCUUUGGCACGGAAUUGGAAUUCUCUACGACAGAUAUGGAUCGCUGGAUUACGCGGAAGAAGCAUUCGCAAAAGUGUUGGAACUCGACCCUCAAUUCGAAAAAGCUAACGAGAUUUACUUUCGCCUUGGCAUCAUUUAUAAGCAUCAAGGAAAAUGGAAUCAAGCCCUUGAGUGCUUCAGGUAUAUCCUGACCCAGCCUCCUGCUCCUCUCCAAGAGUGGGACGUCUGGUUCCAGCUUGGUAGUGUUCUAGAGAGUAUGAGUGAGUGGCAAGGCGCUAGAGAAGCAUAUGAACACGUUCUUUUGCAAAACGAAAGGCAUGCAAAAGUGCUGCAACAGCUAGGUUGUCUAUAUGGGAUGCAAAAUGUCCAAUUCUAUGACACCCAAACUGCGCUAAAUCUGCUACUAAAGUCCCUCGAGGUGGACUCUACUGACGCAACUACAUGGUACCACUUAGGCCGCAUUCAUAUGGUCAGAAAUGAUUACACCGCUGCAUACGAUGCCUUCCAACACGCAGUAAAUCGCGACUCGAGAAACCCAACGUUUUGGUGUUCUAUCGGUGUAUUGUAUUACCAGAUAUCGCAAUACAGAGAUGCACUCGAUGCGUACACCCGUGCUAUUAGGCUCAACCCAUACAUUAGUGAAGUUUGGUACGAUCUAGGUACUCUUUACGAAACUUGUAACAAUCAACUGACAGACGCGCUUGACGCAUACAAGCAGGCGGCGAGGCUGGAUACCAACAACGUUCAUAUUCGAGAAAGGCUUGAAGCUUUGACAGAGCAAUUAGCAAACCAAUCCAACGGCAAUGUUAUGGCACAUCAGCCGAAAGCAGCUACUGCGUCGAAUCCACCUCCCGUAAUGCUACAGCCUACAUUGCAAUCUACCGACGACGGCAAUCCACUAAACAAAUCUUCUGUUUACGUUCAACCACAAAUGCAAGCACAAAUGCAGAAUGCAUUGCCAGGGCACAUGCAGCCGCAUGUGCAGGCGCAGCUUCAGUCACAAGCUCUUUCGCAACAACAAUUGGCCCCUCAACCGCAGCUACAAAUGCAAGGGCACCAACAGCCACAGCUUCAGCAGUUCCGGCCUUUGCCGCAAGGAGUAGGGCCUCCUGUUGUAGGAAACUCCGUGCCGUUCAAUGAAUCAGCUCACUCUACUGGCUCUUCCGGAGGACAGACACACGCACUACCGCAAAUCAUCAACCAGCCACAACAACUCAACCCCGGUUCUAACAAACCUCCUCAAAAGAGGCCAAUGGAAGGAGGCAUGGACACAUUGGUAAAUGCUGCAGUAUCAAGCGCUGCUACUCCACCUUCUGAUGCCUCGCCUGCGCCAUUCUCUAAAAACACAGGUGCUGCUGUAGAGGGCACAGAGCCUAAGAGGCGCAAGCCCAGCACUUCGGCAACAAAGAGCCUUCUCGCUCAAUCUCCUCAGCAGGCUUCAGGGACAAAAUCGGCUGCUGCUUCUCCUGCUAGCCAGGAAUCUCAGGCUCCUGCUGUGAAUCCCCCAGCAGCCAAAGCUAUAGGAGAGUCUCCGCAUGAGGAGCCUUCUGUUGCCGACUUGGCAGCUGUUGCCACGCCUCAGGAAGUUCAGCCUCAAGCUGAAGUGCCUGUGCAAGAAAAAACGAAAAACUCUGAACCUCAACCAUCGCAAGCCGACACUCCUGAUAAGUCUGAAACUGCAGCAAGCACGGCGCCAGAAAAUCAAACCGUGAUUAAGGCCAGCCCUGAUGCCAUUGAGAAGCUGCGCGAAGAAGCUGAAUUGCGCAAAGAGGAGGAGCAGGAGGCCUUAGCAAAUGAGCCUUCUGCAGCCCAAGAUGGCAACGCAAAACCUCCUGUCAACGAGAGGGCCGUGCGUGACGUGGAGGAGGAUGAAAACUACGACGAUUAA